Messenger RNA from Coniosporium apollinis CBS 100218, 927 nucleotides. RefSeq lists its product as uncharacterized. The record is from RefSeq and is a predicted model, not a curated record. Lineage: Eukaryota; Fungi; Ascomycota; Dothideomycetes. The coding region runs from base 1 to 927 and encodes 308 amino acids. The transcript has 2 exons.
AUGCCGCGCACGCCAGUGGACAACCUCGUUCGACUGUACCCCUUGAGCAUCAGCGAGUUUCCAUACCAUCCCGCCUUCCGUGACGCACAGCGCUCCAGUGACGCUCCUGAUCUCACCACCUUCAUAAAAGCAGUCCUUGACCAAGCCAUUGCAUUCGUCGACGAUAAUACUCUCCUCGGGACCUUCAGCGCAUGGGGCGAAAAAACCUCACCACCUGCGACAGCCACGGUUUAUCAGCUAUCGCGCACAAUCAAGCCUUCCGAGCUGUCCAGCAGCAGACGCAGUGUUAAAAAAGAAGCAUGGUUCGCGCGUCGUAGCACUCAUGCCAACCGUCGCGAGAAAGGGACCGCAGACUGGGCUGAGUUCGAUAGCGGGCUGAGGGCUGAUCACAUGAACCAUGAGAUGGAGUAUACGCCGAAUGUCCUUGACGCUCACAAGGUUGUAGACUGGGAGCAAGAGCUCGCUGAUAGUGGCCGUAACUGGCUGAAGGAAAAUGGGUAUGAGGAGGCUAGCAUGAGCAUAUACGAGAUGCAUCACCACAUGCCCUUUCCGCUGUACAACCGCGUCUUUCCCGUCUUGGCUGUCCACGCCCGGACCUCGAAAUCCUCAUUCGUAGUAGUACAAUUGCCGGUCGAUCUCACCCAGCUGCCCCAAAACCCAUCCAACGGCGUGCUCUAUAGCAAUGCUAGAAAUCGCCGUGACGGUGACUCGGCAGUACAGCGGAAGAGGGUAGUGCUGGGACAGUAUGUGAGCAUUGAAAGGGCGACUACAGAGGACGGUAAUAUAUCGUGGAUUAUGGCGACUGCGAGCGACGCUAAGGGCUGGCUGCCGAUGUGGUUGCAGAAGUUGGGUGUGCCAGGUGCGAUUGUGAAGGACGUUGGAUACUUCAUGGAGUGGACUGCGAAAAGGAGGAACAGUGGGGCAUGA